AAAGUCCGACGAGCUUCUCUAAUCUCUGGUCGCCGAUGGUUGGCGUCCGCAGGCAUCAGAUGUGCAAGACCAAGAGCGCCACGGCCACCUCCAUGGCCCGCUCCCCCGCCACCACCCCGACCACGGCGACCGCCCACGGCCGCCGCUCGCCCCGUGCGAACACCAACGGCAGCCACCCGGGCCCGACCUCCUACUCCACCUCCUCCGCGGCGGCGCUCUCCACCUCCUCCUCCUCCGCGGCCUCCUCCCUGCAGGCGCUCAAGGACUCGCUCCCGGACCUCCCGCUCCUCCUCACCUUCGCCGAGCUCGCCGCCGCCACCAAGAACUUCUCGCCCGCGCACCGCCUCGCACCGGGGUCGUCGACCAACUCGUUCCGGUGCGCGCUCCGGGGCCACCCGGCCGCCGUCUUCCGCCGCGCGCUGCGCCGGGACCCGGCCGAGGUGUCCGCGCGGCUCGCGGUCCUCGGCCACUGCCACCACGCCGCCAUCGCGCGGCUCUACGGCGCCGCGGCCUCCCCCGACGGCACCCUCUUCCUCGCCUACGAGCUCGUCCCGGGCGCCGCGCCGCUCUCCUCGCUCCUCCGCGGCGCCAACAACCCGUCCUUCACGCCGCUCGCCUCCUGGCACUCCCGGCUCCGGCUCGCCGCCGACGCCUGCGACGCGCUCAGCUACGUGCACCUACAGGCCGGGACCGUGCACAACCGCCUCUCCUCCUCCUCCGUCCUCGUGUGCGGCCAGGGGGCGCUCCUCCGGGCCAAGCUCGCGCACUUCGGGUCCGCGGACCUCGCCGGGGAGCUCCCGGACGACGAAUCCGGGGACGGCAAGGAGGCGAGGCAGCGGCGCACGGGGAGCCGCGGGAGGCGGAUCGAGGGCACGCGCGGGUACAUGGCGCCGGAGCUGACCGCGGGCGGGUCGCCGACGCGGCGGUCGGACGUGUUCGCGCUGGGCGUGCUGCUGCUGGAGCUGGUGUCCGGGCAGGAGCCGGUGCGGUACGAGUUCAACAAGGCGACCGGGGACUACGAGCGCACGUCGCUGAUCGAGAGCGCCUCCGCCGCGUCGGCGACCGGCGGCGGGGAGGGGAUGCGGCAGUGGGUGGACCGGCGGCUCAAGGACUCGUUCCCCAUCGAUGCCGCGGAGGCGCUCACCACGCUGGCGCUGCAGUGCGUGUCCAAGGACCCCGCGGCGCGGCCGGAGAUGUCGUGGGUGGCCGCCAAGGUGUCCAAGCUGUUCCUGGAGGCGCAGGACUGGGCCGACAAGUUCCGCGUCCCCACCGACAUCUCCAUCUCCAUGGCUCCCAGGUGAGCUCAGAUCCUAACUGCCGCCGCCGCCGAGCGCCAUGGCCGAGUAAUUGCUCGCCGGAGCUGUGAUUCGGCUCCAAGUUGUAGCUGCUGCCGGAGAAUUGUUGAGUGGAUGCCAUGGAAUUGUUGAUAGAUUAGUUGAUUGAUGUUGGAUGUUGCCGUGGCUAUCACAUGCUUGUGAUGCACUGAUGCUAACAACCGAUGAGUGCUACCGCUGCUAAUGUGGACAUGUGUACAGAUAAAUCACCAUUGGCGUCUUUGUCCUCUUGUUCUUGGUUCUUACUCAUGAUGUGCACAUGAGUGGUUUGUGAUUCAGUUUACACAGAUCCAGCUUUGUGACAUCUGAAAAGAUUCAGCAGCUUUGUUGACAAAAGCAUGUGAGUGGAAAAUGUGAGGCAGAGUCCAUCCAUCCACACUGAAACAGAGGAUUUUUGGCACCUGUAAUCCCCACACAAUUCCCUGAAAAUUUCAUAGGGAAAUCGUUGGUCGGCGCUACGCUAUGUUUCACAGGAAAAUUCCCAUCGACUCCAACCUCUCGAAGAAAGGUGCAAACAGUUUUAGUCCUUGCUGGAUCUGAGUUGACGCUAAACUGUGAAGUUUUCCCCAUUUCUGCGUUUUUCGGAAUUCCUGCUAAUCGAAGAUCCUCGACAACUUUGCUGUUUGUGUUGAUGAAAUAUUGGAUCUGUGAUGUGGAUGCCUCAGUCCCAUUUGGCAAUUGCAUCAUGUCUAGUGAGGCGCAGCGCAACGACGAAUCGGGUUCUUUUAGGCCACAUUUUCUCCACCCACAUAUUUAUUUUGUGUGUGAAAAGGUUCAGCUUUGUUAACAAAAACCAUGUCGGGCCAUCAACACCAAAACAGAGCAAGAAGGGGCGUUGGCUCUCAUUUGCCAUUUGGUUCAGAGGAUCUUUGAUAAGUGUAA
This is a messenger RNA of Triticum dicoccoides, 2216 nucleotides long. Its product is annotated as lysM domain receptor-like kinase 3. The record is from RefSeq and is a predicted model, not a curated record. Gene Ontology annotation, molecular function: ATP binding; protein kinase activity. Bases 36 to 1301 code for a protein of 421 amino acids. Gene Ontology annotation, biological process: protein phosphorylation. The transcript has a single exon. Lineage: Eukaryota; Viridiplantae; Streptophyta; Magnoliopsida; Poales; Poaceae.